This is a messenger RNA of Contarinia nasturtii (swede midge), 1468 nucleotides long. Its product is annotated as probable trehalose-phosphate phosphatase C. Lineage: Eukaryota; Metazoa; Arthropoda; Insecta; Diptera; Cecidomyiidae. Gene Ontology annotation, molecular function: trehalose-phosphatase activity. Bases 123 to 1025 code for a protein of 300 amino acids. The transcript is spliced from 5 exons. Gene Ontology annotation, biological process: trehalose biosynthetic process. The record is from RefSeq and is a predicted model, not a curated record.
ACAUUCUGUAUAUAAAAACGAUCGUCUCAGUUGAAUUGACGCAUUUUCGAUCAGUUCGUUCUUUCUACUGUUUGUGCACUGACCUUUACUGCCUUUUACGCUGAACGAUUUUCACUGCAAAUAUGAGUCCUUGUGUGAAGUGUGAGCUAUUGACAGUGGUAUUGAUAUCGCUAGUGAACUUAGCGAUACAGUCGCCAUUGAUUGAUGAUAGAACGGCCUCAAAUGAGUACCUUGUAUCAAGAGAUGAUGUCGAUGCAGUGUUAUCAGAAAUUAUCAAGCCAGAUGAUAGUGUCGCUCUUUUAUCAGAUUUUGAUGGAACAUUGUCCAUAAUUAAUCCAAUACCUGCACUAACCACUAUAAUUCCUGAAGCAAAAGAUGCCCUUGACCAAUUGGUUACACGAUCAAACAUACUUAUUGGUAUUAUAUCGGGACGGCCUAUGUAUAAUGUACGCACCAAAGUCGGUAUUGAUAAUGCGACAUACGCUGGUAACCAUGGGAUGGAAAUAGUAUUUGCUAAUCACACCGAAUUUCAUUAUCCAAUCACACCAGAAAUAUAUGAAAAUUGCACCAAAUUGAGAAAUAUUCUUCAGACUGAGUAUCAAGAAGUAUACGGUGGAAUACUUGAGAAUAAAAAUAUUUCGUUGGUAUUUCAUUAUCGUUUUAUUGCCGAGCAUCUACAAAGCAAAGUGAUUUCUGAAAUAACAGCACUCGUUAAAGAAUAUGGAUACAUUCCUGUGCCAGCACAUGCUGCAAUCGAAAUAAAGCCACCGGUUGAUUGGUCAAAGGGUCAUGCCGCGCAAUUGAUUAUGAAUGAAAUGUAUGGUAGCGGCUGGGAGAAGAAUAUUCGCACCAUUUAUAUGGGUGACGAUACAAGUGACGAAGAUGUGAUGAAAAUGCUUAAAGAUAAAGCGACAACCUUUCGAAUAACAGAUGAUCCAGACAUCGAAACUUUUGCUACUUAUAAAAUGAAAUCGGCGUAUACUGCAACCUUUAUACUUGAAUGGCUUGUAAACAAAACUAUAUAGAAUUAAGAUAUAAAUUAUGAUAUUAGAAGUUUGGGAUAUAUUCGAGUACGAAUAAAAAGAAACAACAAAAAUGGCAAAAUAUUUUGAAUAUAAUAUUUUUGCGUCAUCAUCAUCACCAUCAUUAUCAUCAUACGUCUAUACAUUUCGUUUGAAUUUCUAAGAGUAAUUAUUCGAUGGCAUUUCAAUUUCAGACAAGAUAAAGUUUGGCUCUGGUGGGAAACAAAAGGUAAAGAAAAUUCGAAGGGGUGAGAAAGGAUAUAAAACACAAGAAGCCAAAAAAGUUGCUAUGAAAGUGGGAAAAGUCGCUACUAAAGUCGCUGUUAAAGCUGCUGUCAAAACUAUCUGCGGUGCCGAUAUCGAGGAAGAAUAAUGUUGACAUUAUCUUACUAACAAAUUUAUCACAAAUUAAUGGGUUAGAAUAAAAUCCCGACUAAAAAGUUCAA